AUGCCUGAAAAACCCAAAUCGCGACCGUUAAGUGCCAGUCGUCAACGACGACAGCGCAAUCGUCGUUCAAGCUUGAAUAGUAAUAUAAGUUCACCAGAAACGAUCCAAGAUCCUGUAGAACUCCUCCCAGAAAGUACCAUCUUUUACGGUGGUUUGGAUCUUCGUUCGACAAAGGAAAAAAUUGAAAGUUUGGAAAAAGAAAUGGAACUACGAAAAGAUGAUUCAACGCUCGAAGAACAUCUACAGUCUCUUGUUUUGAUGCAAUUAUACACCAGUCUUGAGUAUGGUGAAGCAUCUCUAGAAAAUGCGCGUGCUUAUCUAAAUCUCGGUAGAUUUUAUUUCGACCAAAGAAAUUUACUGCCUCAAGCGAAAGUUCACAUUCUUAAUGCUCGUCAAAUCCUUGAACAAAUGAAUAUUCAACCAACGAACGAUCAUCUCGUGUCAAAUUUACUUGCAUACGAGAUUUACUUUCUAUUAAUUAAAUAUUCUUUACAAGCUAAACAAUAUCUGUCAUUACAACGUGAUAAUAAAACAAAAAACAAACAUAUUUUAGCCAUUGACACAACCCAUAUCGAUCAUGAUCUCAAUCGUCUUGAAGAAUAUCUUGAGAAGCUACAACCAUUAAUGAGCUCGUCCGACUACGAUGAGAAAUAUCGCGCAUAUCUAUUCAUUAAAUUUGACGCAGUUACGACUAAUACAAAAGAAUUUCAAUCCAGUGUAAUUGAACUUGUCAAAGCUAUGAUUGAAAUUUUGGAAAAAUACCCUUCAGAAGAUCAGAUCAAGCAAAAAAUCGACAUUUAUUUGCGUAGUGGAUUCUAUUUCAUCAACUUUAAUCAUGAUGUCAACGAAGGUUUGAAUUAUUACAAAAGAGCCGUUGAAUUAGCGGAAGAAGAAGAACAGCAUGCACCAUCGGAUGUACAUAAAUAUCAAUUAGGAAACGCUUUAUUCCAAUGGGGAAAGGCACGAGUGAGAACAGAACGUUUAACAGAUAAUACGGAAAGAAAAUUUCGACGUGCAAUCGAUGUGUAUCGACAAGUGAAUGGAGAAAAUGAUAAGAAUGUUCUGCGAGUAAUCGAUGAAUUAGCAACUUAUUACACGAAAAUGGAAAAAUUCCAGGAAGCGUUGAAUAUUCUUUGUGAAAGUCUUCCGGAUAAACGAAAGUUAUAUGGCGACUUCUCUGAAGAACUUAUUCAAACCGAAUCACGUAUAGGUGCUAUUUAUUUACGUGAAUGUGAAUAUUUGAAUGCAGCUGAGCAUUUGAAAGAAUGUCUUGAUCUACAAGAAUUUGUCUAUGGUCCAAAAGAUUCACGUACAUGUCAAACUCGCGAUGCAAUUGAAAUCUUGAAGAAGGAUCCAACUGUUUCUCGAACAUUCUUCUCUCGAACUCAUGAUGGUAUUCGGCAGGAUCGACCAGCAUUUCGCUAUUCGAAUAAAAUCUCGCAUGAAAAGCAAGAUCAUGAUCUAUUAUUCACUGUAACAAAAAAGCCACCGAGCGGUUCAAAAAAUUCAAGUUUUAUUGAUAAAUAA
Adineta ricciae is the source of this 1527-nucleotide messenger RNA. The record is from the annotation of a GenBank genome assembly. Lineage: Eukaryota; Metazoa; Rotifera; Eurotatoria; Adinetida; Adinetidae.